This is a messenger RNA of Colletotrichum scovillei, 1354 nucleotides long. Its product is annotated as DNA polymerase delta. NCBI's taxonomy places the organism in Eukaryota, Fungi, Ascomycota, Sordariomycetes, Glomerellales, Glomerellaceae. Gene Ontology annotation, biological process: DNA synthesis involved in DNA repair; DNA-templated DNA replication. The transcript is spliced from 2 exons. The record is from RefSeq and is a predicted model, not a curated record. Gene Ontology annotation, molecular function: DNA-directed DNA polymerase activity. Gene Ontology annotation, cellular component: delta DNA polymerase complex. Bases 226 to 822 code for a protein of 198 amino acids.
CGUCAUUCAUUACACCCCAGCGCUGGUUCACAGAUGACAUUGCGACAACACCCAUUGGUGACAUUAUCUGAGGCAUUCACCUUCGAUCAGUGAUAUCUCGAAUUCAUCAGAUUGACGUUACCAAUAUUUCGAUUUUUCGUAAAUCAGUCACGCAAACUUGGCGUUCUCAUAGCCACCCAUUUAGACCCCUGCCAGCCUACCUACGUACUUGCGACGAUUCACACAAUGCCAACUACCAGGCGAUCAACAGGAGGAGGCCGCGCCAGACCUGGCCCGGCGCGAGGACAGUCGACCAUCAGCUUCUCCAACAGAGUGUCGAAGCCCGUGCCAAAGGACACCAAGAAAACAGUGGCUCUUUCCUCUGCCAUUGACCGAUCCGAUAUCGCCAAGCCAAGCAACAAGGAGCACAAGGAUAUCGAGGAGAUCCAGAUCGAGGACCCCGCGCAGCCCGAGAUUGCGGAGGCGGAGGUAAAGGAAGAAGUGCCCGAAAAGUCAGAGGCCGAAGUGAGGGCCGAGAAGAUCAGCGACGCCCAGAUCAACAAGUACUGGAAGUCGAUCGAGGCUCAGCGCAUUGCGCCUAGGGUGCACCAAGGUGAUGUGAGUCUUUCUGAGAGGGUUUUGCGAUACUUUGACGUUAGCUCUCAAUAUGGUCCCUGCAUCGGCCUCCAGCGCAUGAAGCGGUGGCAGCGCGCGGAGAGACUAGGUCUCAACCCGCCAAUCGAGGUACUUGCGGUACUUCUAAAGGAAGAGAAAAAGGGCCACGCUUCGGAGCGGGCUCACUUAGACGAGCUUAUGAACUCGACAGCGGUCGGAGCCUCAUAAUUGUAGAGGAUCCCAGCAAGCAUCUGCAAAUAUCAAAAAGGUCAAAAGAGUUCACCCCCCCGGUGCUGAACUGGGGGCUACAUCUCUUGGUGCUCAUGCUGGGAAAUUUCUGGGUGCUCAUGCUGGGAUUCGAACUCGGUACUCGUAUGCGCUGAGCCUGUCGUCGAGUAGGCUGGUUGGCGAUUUAAUUGUUGGCCAUUAACCAUUCCACCACCCACGCCACAGUUUGACCUGACCCCCGACCUAGGGGGCGCCUGCUGUGCUGGUGACAGGAAUGGGAUCGAAGGGGUAUAGGAAGGCUCUGGUCGUGGCGGGAUGGCAUCGGAUGAAAGUUUGGUAGUGUAUUCGUGGACCUUUGGGGGGUGACCAAGGGGGGAAGGCACGGGUUGCUGACCGGGUGACCGUCGAGGUACCUCCUUCUCGCGAAAACCAUGUGCGAAUAAGCAGACGGAGUUUGGAGUUUCUAGCGGUUCGAUGGCUUUAACUGAUCGGUUCUUUGAGGAGUAGAACACGAGGCAUAUGCGACACGGGG